Messenger RNA from Artibeus jamaicensis (Jamaican fruit-eating bat), 3376 nucleotides. It is a transcript of the gene PRKACB, whose product is annotated as protein kinase cAMP-activated catalytic subunit beta. The transcript has 10 exons. NCBI's taxonomy places the organism in Eukaryota, Metazoa, Chordata, Mammalia, Chiroptera, Phyllostomidae. Gene Ontology annotation, cellular component: cAMP-dependent protein kinase complex; nucleus. Gene Ontology annotation, molecular function: ATP binding; cAMP-dependent protein kinase activity. The record is from RefSeq and is a predicted model, not a curated record. Gene Ontology annotation, biological process: peptidyl-serine phosphorylation. Bases 259 to 1314 code for a protein of 351 amino acids.
GGGAGUGUCUGCUCGCGGCCGCCGGUCGGUCCCCGGGCUGCGGCCGCCGCUCGCCGUGCCGCCGCCGGGGCAGGGGAGUUCACCGAAGAUCGGCGGUCAGAACCAGCCCAGCGUUCCCGCCGGUACUCGGGGCAUCCGCUCCCGGGGACUCACCGCCCUGACCUGUGCUGGAACGGGAGUUGCCGCCGCGUGUGGAGCGGCGGGAGCAGCCCCAGCCCCCAUUCCCCUCCCCGACCCCCUCUUUCUACCGCCCCAGCCAUGGGGAACGCGGCUACCGCCAAGAAAGGCAGCGAGGUGGAGAGCGUGAAAGAGUUUCUAGCCAAAGCCAAAGAAGACUUCUUAAGAAAAUGGGAAAAUCCUGCUCAGAAUAAUGCUGGCCUGGAAGAUUUUGAAAGGAAGAAAACCCUCGGAACAGGUUCAUUUGGAAGAGUCAUGUUGGUGAAACAUAAAGCCACCGAACAGUAUUAUGCCAUGAAGAUCUUAGAUAAGCAGAAGGUUGUUAAACUGAAGCAAAUAGAGCAUACUUUGAAUGAGAAAAGAAUAUUACAGGCCGUGAAUUUUCCUUUUCUUGUUCGACUGGAGUAUUCUUUUAAGGAUAAUUCUAACUUAUAUAUGGUUAUGGAAUAUGUCCCUGGGGGUGAAAUGUUUUCACAUCUAAGAAGAAUUGGAAGGUUCAGCGAACCCCACGCACGGUUCUAUGCAGCUCAGAUAGUGCUAACGUUCGAGUACCUCCAUUCACUAGACCUCAUCUACAGAGAUCUGAAACCCGAGAAUCUCCUAAUUGACCACCAAGGUUAUAUCCAGGUCACAGACUUUGGGUUUGCCAAAAGAGUUAAAGGCAGGACUUGGACAUUAUGCGGUACUCCAGAAUAUUUGGCUCCGGAAAUAAUCCUCAGCAAGGGCUACAAUAAGGCAGUGGAUUGGUGGGCGUUGGGAGUGUUAAUCUAUGAAAUGGCAGCUGGCUACCCCCCAUUCUUUGCAGACCAGCCAAUUCAGAUUUAUGAAAAGAUUGUUUCAGGAAAGGUCCGAUUCCCAUCGCACUUCAGCUCAGAUCUCAAGGACCUUCUCAGGAACCUUCUGCAGGUGGACCUGACGAAGCGGUUUGGAAAUCUAAAGAAUGGUGUGAGUGAUAUAAAAACUCACAAGUGGUUUGCCACGACUGAUUGGAUUGCCAUUUACCAGAGGAAGGUUGAAGCUCCAUUCAUACCAAAGUUCAGAGGUUCUGGAGAUACCAGCAACUUUGAUGACUAUGAAGAAGAAGAUAUCCGUGUCUCUAUAACAGAAAAAUGUGCAAAAGAAUUUUGCGAGUUUUAAAUAUGAGCAACAAGAUGACAUCAGAACUCACUCUCAGUCUUUGCACUCUGUUGAGAGAGAGGGUGGAGCUGAGACAGUCCUUGUUGAAGCAGUUACCUAGUUCCUUCAUCACAGCGACUGAGUGAGGCCUUGACUGCCAUCCUCUGUGUGCACUCUGCGUCCUCCUGUGUCACAAGGCACCGCUAAGCGGCCAUCGUCUGUGCCAUCACACAGAACUAGGCACUCUCCUGCUUCUCUUUGGUUCGCCUUUCUCCUCCGCACCUGCAUCCUUUUUCUUCCUUUUUCAUUCAUUAGUCUCUCUCCAAACAGUGCUUCAUUUUAUUUUGUUGGUGUUUGAAAAGGGCAGUGUUGUGGCUGCGUGAUAUUUGAAGGGAAGGAUAGUGUUCCUUCUAGUAGUUCUUGCCAAUAUUUGUGUUGGUCCAUGGCUCAAAGAUAUACUUUCUGAUCGUAGUUUUUACUUUGAGUAGUUCAGACUCAGUUUUGCCAGAACUCUUGACAGUUUUUGAAGAUAGAAUGUUUUAUUGUCAUGGAAAUGUAUACAAAUUAAAAAAUAACUCUCAAAAUUCACUGUUCUGGCAUUAAAUGUGGAUGGACUAAUAUGAAGUAGCUAGACACAACAACGUAGAUUCCUAUAGAUCAAAAGUUCUAUUUCCCUCACUUCUUUUUAUAUCCUCCUCCCCUCAAGUAAUUAAGUGACCCGCCUGUACAUUGUGACAAGCGUGUCUCAUUCACAGGAAAAACCAAUGGUGUGGGUUGUGAUCACCUAGACUGUCCCCUGGUGUCCGCAUUUCUGUAGGUAUUAGCGAAGAGUUCUCAGAUUUCUAAAUCUUGACUCUUCCAUAAGGGUUUUAGCCAGUAUUUUAAUAAAACAUGACUAAUGAAGUGACAAAAUUUUAAGUUUCCCAAAUAAGUCCUCAUUGUAAACUUUUUAAAGGGAAAGAAACUAAAAAAGAACAUUAAUGUGGACAAAUACUUUGUUAAAUCAAACAAAUGGCUUAAUGCUUGUGAACAGUUCAGACAGGCCCUUAUUUAAAUGAGGGUGUUCGUUUGUUUUUGCUCUGUUAUGUUUUGUCAGAGUUCAGAGCAAAGGAAGUCCUGGCCAGGUUAUCAUUCCAGUGCACUACACUGUGUGUCUGGCUGAGGUGGGGGCUCCGGUGGGGCUCCGGUGAGACUCCAGCUGUUAUCCUGUGCCGCACGGUGAGGAAAGGGACAAACUUGAUACAACUGCCACAAUUGCGUUUUCAUUUGAGGUGUGGUAUUUUCAGAUACAUAACAAUUUCCAGCCUCUUUUCUCUCAGUAAACAGAAUGUGCAGAAUGUGUGAUCAUUGGAGCUUAGUUUUUUUAUGUAUUCUUUUGCCAACUGACUUAAUAACAUUACGGUCACGUAGAAAUUUCAGGCACUUUUGCACACUUAGUUUAGUGUUUGUUGAGAAUCCAUAGCUUAACUCAGUUUUUUAAAAUAUUUUUAUCUUUGCUUUUAAAUCUUCCCAUCUGGUUUUUUCUCUGUGAGUCAGUGACCUAUCUUAAAAGAACCCACCAAAAUAGUUGAAAAUAAACUGGCUCAUUUUUUAUGAUCCAUUUACAUGCAUAUGAGGUGUAGUUUUUAAUCACACUGAUCUUAAUGUAUGCAAGCAUUUCAUCUGCUUCAUUACCGGUGCGGGCAGAGCACCGACCCUACUUCCUUUCAUCUCCACCACACCCUUGUAAAUCCUUUGGAGACACUGAAAAAGCCUGUCUGAGAUGUUCUCUGGAUCGAUUGGUACAUCUUUUGGUUGUCAAGUGUUUCUGCAUGGUUAUGUCAUUUAUAAGCUGGUACUGAUUUCAGCUUUUGGUCCACCUAUAUUUAAAAUGUGCAAAAAAAAAUGAACUACUUUGCUGUAGCAAGUUUUGAUGUAACAAAAAUAUAUCAUCAUGUUCAUAAACUUAUAUCGUUUGUAUAAAAUAUUUUAAUUAGGUUUUUUUUGUAUUUCAUUUAGACCCAAGAACACGCUGAUCAUUGUAUUCUAUAUGUAUGCUACAAAUUCUAUGGGAGCUUUGUUGUAUAUUACUGUAAAAUUAUUU